Lineus longissimus is the source of this 2601-nucleotide messenger RNA. RefSeq names its product neuronal acetylcholine receptor subunit alpha-3-like. Bases 240 to 1676 code for a protein of 478 amino acids. Gene Ontology annotation, biological process: monoatomic ion transmembrane transport; regulation of membrane potential; chemical synaptic transmission. The record is from RefSeq and is a predicted model, not a curated record. The transcript has 6 exons. Gene Ontology annotation, molecular function: excitatory extracellular ligand-gated monoatomic ion channel activity; transmembrane signaling receptor activity; transmitter-gated monoatomic ion channel activity involved in regulation of postsynaptic membrane potential. Lineage: Eukaryota; Metazoa; Nemertea; Pilidiophora; Heteronemertea; Lineidae. Gene Ontology annotation, cellular component: synapse; neuron projection; plasma membrane.
AAUCAUUGACAAGUACAUUUCGAGUGUUCUUUCCGAAACUCACAACUCUUAGUCUGCGAAAAUAAGUUGACGUAGUUGAUAUUUCAAAUGGAACUUCCAUAACUUCUAGUUUGCUCAGCUGAUUAAACACUGGGUAUACACUUUGGUUUACACAAUGAAUUUCAAACUUGUUCCCAAAUGGCGUUUCAGUUAACAGAAGCAAUACAGUCUUGAUUGAUGAGAUUGAACUCUGGAUUACAAUGGAUGUCUCUUGUGUCUUCCGGAUCAUUCUCAUCAGCCUUGUGUUUCUAAUUGCCGCACGUAGUACAUUUGCCGCAGUAUCGGAUGAGGAACGCCUACAGAAAUAUCUCAUAGAAAAUUAUGGUCAAGCAGUGAGGCCCGUCAGCAACCGGUCUCGGCCAAUAGUUAUCAACGCUACAGUCUACUUCAUCAAAUUAAUAGGCCUAAGAGAAAAGGAACAAGAAUAUGAAUAUGCAGCCACACUAAACUUGGUGUGGUUGGAUCCCAAGUUAAAAUGGAACGCCUCGGAAUUCGGCGGUUACGAUGAUACUGUGAUUUCUACCAAGGCACUCCCAAUGUGGUUGCCAGACAUAAGCCUUUACAAUGGUGUUGACAUCGACGACACGUAUGACCUUUCCAAGCUACGUACGUUCACGACAAAAGUGAUCAGUUCCGGCUACGUUGUAUGGUUAAUUGGACACUCUUUCCGCACCGUUUGUCACAUGAAUAUAAAAUACUUCCCUUUCGAUACACAGACCUGUACAUCUACAUUUCUAUGUCCGACAAUGCAAAGGGAACUUUUGGAAUUUAGAGUUCCGACGCCGUACGUCAUGAGUGACUAUCCAGCCGAUAACGGGGAAUGGAUAAUGGUCAGCAACAGAACUUAUUCCAGCGUCACCUAUCGGCGGCUUUUUAAUGGACUGACAGAAGAGAAGAACAACUUCAAUGCGGUGAUGGUAUUGCGAAGGAAGCCUUUGUACUAUAUCAUCAACAUCAUCCUCCCGACCACGACUGUCUCCGUGCUCAUUCUGUUGGUCUACUGCCUACCCCCUGACUGCGGGGAGAAGAUCAACCUGGGAGUGACCGUCCUCCUCACUUUCUCCGUCUUCCAGCUUAUGGUGGCAGACACGUUACCAAGCUCCUCCGAUGAACCGUCCAUACUGGGCGUGUACCUCCUUUGGCAGAUGGUGCUGUCUGCAAUUUCAGUGGCCAUGUCGGUCAUCGUUCUUAAUAUCACAACCAAGGACAAACGCAUACCAGCACCCAUGCGUAGCUUCCUCUUCACACAUGUAGCACGGGCGGUAGGUCUAACUCAGGCGGUCUGGGAUUAUGGCGUUGCCAAGGUCACCGAGCAAACCACAGAUCAACUCCAAAACCAGAAUUCUAAAACAGAUCACGUCAAUGGUAUCAAACUAGAAGGACGCUCCGAAGAAGCCUUUGCGAUUAAGACUCCCGAUACCGCGACGUACAAGCAUGUCAAACGGAUCGCCUCUUACUUGAAAGUGUAUGCGCAGACCAUGGAUGACCGGCUGACGGAAGCCGACGUGCAAAAUGAAUGGAAAUUGGCCGCAAGAAUCAUCGACCGUUUGCUUCUGGUGACGUCAUGCGUUGUAAUGUUCGUUUCCACAACCAUGUUCUUGUCUGUCCUCGUUCACGGUGACAAGACGGUAGUGUAACGGUUUUUUGUGUAUGUUCCCAACAUCUCUUCAGUAGAUGGCAAUAUACCAUGCCUUUUCAAUAGGAGGACACAAGAGACUCAUGCCAUUCUUGUUUUAGAGUGUUAUCACCUUAAAAUUGUAUUUCAAGCAGAAAUAAGAAUGUCAUCUACUUCUUGACGCUGCACACAGAACUCGGAAUCCCAAAUUCAGUUGGAAAUUCAACAUGUUGACUUCAAGUCCUGUGUGAUUUAACGUUGAAAGACCUUACACAGCACAAGAACACAAGAUGAGAUGCCCCGAACCCCAAAAUGGUUGACCAAUUUAAUCCUCUAUGCGGAAUGGUUGGACAAGUGCAUAGAUGUAGCCACGGUCUCAGGGUUGUUUUGUCCGACGAUGGGAGUUUCCUAAAUAUUAGGGAGUUUUCGCGGUCAAUGUUAGAUGUCUUUCAGUCCUGCAGACUUUCACGGUCAUAUACAAUGAUCAUUCAGGGAGAGAAAGGGGAUCGUUUGCACCCUUUGGUUUCCUCGUCUACCACCUUGCCAAGUUUUGAAAACUGUGUCUGUCUGUCGUCGUCGUCUACAGAAUAUGAGCAGCGGACGAAAAGUUUCAAAUAACAUUGCAACUCAUGCAUCUAAAUUUUUCAGACGGGGUAACAGAUUUGGCAUUCAAACCUUGCUGAUUUCUGAUUAUGAUGGUCACCCAGGAAGCAAUUUAGGGGAGAUGGCAAUAUUUCGCAAAAGCAAACCAAAAACCAAAACAGUCACCACACUCUUGUGUAUGCUUUAGUCAUCUAGACGGUUUACAAUAAAAAAGUUCAGAAGACACUUCUUGACAGCACCUUGACAGGUAUCAUGAACGGAUUAAAGUAAAAAAAUACUUCGUUGGCUGUCUUUUUGAGGCGUUCCUUAACAUGCUUGAUUAUUCUCUUCAUUCAGCGUUGACA